AUUUUUGUAGUCCAUUCUUGCUGUUUUGACAGUGGUGCUAGUGGUUAGCACACGGAUUUCUGUAGUCGUGAUUUGGGGGAUUUUGUUAAAUGUGAUCAAGCUAUUGAGUUUAAUUGAAAUCUGAAAGAAAUUCACCUGGAAAGAUGCAGGAUGACGCGCGCUACCUCAAACGCAAAGUGACUGCGGGCAGCUUGGACGUCCACCCCACGGAGAAGGCCCUUGUGGUCCACUAUGAGGUGGAAGCGUCUAUACUGGGAGAGGGUGGAGGUCAUAUGCUGGGCGAUCGCAAGGAGGGACAAAAGAUUAUCCGUGUGAAAAGUCUUUCUCCCAGUACAGAUGUGGGAGCCUUGGCCAAGAAGGUAGUGGAGGAGUGUAAACUCAUCCCUGCUUCCCGUUUGCCCCAGGUGGAGCAGCUCCUCUACUACUUGCAGAACAGGAAAUCAUCACCAGUGGAGGGCAAAGUGGAGAAGAAAGAGAAAAGAACGGUGAAACCCAGAGAACUGACACCGUUUGACGGAAUGGAGUUGAAUGAGGAAGCCAAUAUAACCAGAGUGGAUGAGUAUGUUGAACUGCUCUAUGAAGGCAUCCCAGAGAAGAUCAGAGGCUCUGCACUGAUUCUGCAGCUCGCCCGCAACCCUGAUAACCUGGAGGAGCUGCUACAAAGCGAGACAGCUCUGGGUGCUCUGGCCAGAGUAUUGAGGGAAGACUGGAAACAGAGUGCAGAGCUGGCUACCAUCAUCAUUUACAUCUUCUUCUGCUUCUCCAGUUUCUCCCAUUUUCACGGAGUGGUGAGUCACUUUAAAAUAGGAACAUUGUGUAUGAGUGUGGUGGAACAUGAGCUGAAGAGACACGAUGCGUGGCGUGAGGAGCUCCGCAAGAAAAACAAGGCUUGUGAAUCAGCACCGGAGAAUGGCUCACUGAGAAGAGACCAGGACAAAGCUCUGAGAAAAUACCAAGGUCUUCUGGCUAAACAGGAACAGCUGCUUAGAGUGUCUCUUUACCUCCUGUUGAACUUGGCUGAGGACACCAGAACAGAGCUGAAGAUGAGAAAUAAAAACAUUGUUGGUCUCCUGGUCAAAGUUCUUGAAAGGGAUGAUGAGGAGCUGCUGGUUCUGGUGGUUUCAUUCCUCAAAAAGCUUUCCAUCUUCCUGGAGAACAAGAAUGACAUGGCUGAGGUGGAUACUAUAGAACGACUGGCUCGUCUGGUUCCCUGUGACCAUGAAGACCUGUUAAACCUGACUCUGCGUCUGCUGCUCAACCUCUCUUUUGACUCUGGACUCAGAGCCAAGAUGGUGGAAGUUGGGCUGUUGCCUAAACUGACUGCCUUGUUGGGUGAUGAAAACAACCGUCAGGUAGCCUUACGUAUUUUGUAUCACAUCAGCAUCGACGACCGUUUCAAAAGCAUGUUUGUUUACACUGACUGCAUACCUCAGCUAAUGCAAAUGCUGUAUGAGCACAGCGAGGAGGAAGUCAAAGCAGAGAUCAUCUCCAUCUGCAUCAACCUGGCUGCAAACAAGAGAAAUGCACAACUCAUGUGUGAAGGAAAUGGAUUAAAGAUGCUUAUGAAGAGAGCUCUGAAGAUGAAAGACUGCCUUCUGAUGAAGAUAAUUAGAAAUAUUUCGCAACACGACGGAUCCACCAAACCCCUGUUCAUAGACUAUGUUGGUGACCUGGCUGCAGAGAUCCGUGCAGAGGAAGAGGAGGUGUGGGUCCUUGAGUGUCUAGGGACGCUGGCCAACCUCACCAUCCCUGACCUGGACUGGGAGUUGGUGCUGAAGGAGUACAACCUGGUACCCUACCUCAAAGACAGACUUAAACCAGGUUCAGCAGAGGAUGACCUCAUCCUGGAGGUGGUGAUAAUGAUCGGAACAGUUUCUAUGGAUGACGCCUGCGCCGCCAUGUUGGCUAAAUCUGGCAUUAUUCCUGCCCUUAUUGAGCUACUGAACGCCCAACAGGAGGAUGAUGAGUUUGUGUGUCAGAUUGUCUACGUCUUCUAUCAGAUGGUGUUUCACCAAGCCACACGAGAGGUCAUCAUCAAAGACACCCAGGCUCCAGCCUACCUGAUAGAUCUGAUGCAUGACAAGAAUGCUGAGAUCAGGAAAGUGUGUGACAACACCCUCGAUAUUAUUGCUGAGUACGAUGAGGAAUGGGGGAGGAAGAUUCAGUCAGAGAAGUUCCGUUUCCAUAACAACCAGUGGUUGGAGAUGGUUGAGAGUCGCCAAGCUGACGAUUCUGAACCAUAUCUCUAUGAUAACGACAACGACAGGACUGAUCUAUUUUAUAGCGCAGAUGGAAUAACCCCAGCAGACGGCUCAGUCAGCCCGGAUUUCUUCGGUGAUAUGCAGCCUCAAAAUGGAGACUUGCACCAUAUAGGAGAAGGCAGCGAUGUCUUUGACCAGACCAGCUCAUCACCUGGACGACCAGUUACGGCCUAUGGCUUCAGACCUGAUGAACAGCCCUUCUAUCAGUACUCAUAGACACACGCCUGAUUUUUUAAGCGCUUCAGGACAUUACGUCAUCUCAUGUCCAUUCCCCAUCUGCAUCCUGCAUGUCCAAUGAAUUUUUGCUAUUAUAGUCUCUCACGACUGAAGGCAUCACAUUGAUGUGAAAGGACUGACACACUACCACUGCAGGUCUUAAGCUAGUUCUUAAACUGCUCGUCCAUGUAGUCACCUUUCAUUACCCUUUUCAUUUAGUCACUGUUAUGUUAAGUAGAUAAUAGUUAAGUCUUCCUUAUUCCUUGGCUACAGUCUUAGGGCAGCGUCCUUGUGGGUCAUUAAAUAACAUGAAGAAUGUAAUGUAAGAAAUGUCGAUACGUUUUUGCAUGUUUUUCCAAUGUAAUAAUGAAUAUUCGUUGCCUCUACAAAUUGAUUGAGAAAACAUGUAGUUUUAUGUGUUCUUAUAGUUGAACAGUCUACCACGCUAACCUUAAUUACUAAGAUGCACUACAAUGUACAUAGCUUUCUUUUGUCUGUGUCACUGUAAAAUGGGAAUAUAGUUGUUGGUGGUGCGUAUAGUGAAGGUUACUUUCACACCUGCGGGUUAGUUCAAACCUAGGUGCAGCAUAGCUAAGCCGCAUGGAUGUAUGGACAAGGAUUAACAUUCAAGCCUAACGACAUGUUUUUUUUCAAGGAGCGUGGCAGAGACGUGGCGCCUGUUUGUUGGCUUCUUCGCAGCCCUCGAGGUGCUCAUUACACGUCUCUGCCGUCGUUCUCCAUUUUCCCUGUGCCUGUCAAAACAGGCACCGACAUUGUUUCCGGACAACACUGGUCAACGGUGCACUUUGAUGUGGAAAGCGUUACCACAGAUCGGAAGAAAUGUUGAGGCUUAAAAUGUUGAUGUCUUGUGCAAGCUUAUGGCUCAGGUCAUCCGUGCGCUGUAUGUUACUGAUGUCAAACCGUAACAGUAUUACAGGUGAAUAGAUAAUGAUUGAUAAAUGAUAAUUUUUUUUUUUUUUUAUCUUUGGGUGAACUGUUUCUUUAUGACAAUUAAAUAGGAACACAGGAACAUUAGGAUAUAUAUUAUAAACAUUCUUGUUGAAUUUAAAAUAAUGGGGUGAGUGUUUCAGUUGUGCCAUCUUAAGUCAAUACUGUCGGUGUGAUUUCAUGCUUACGACCGUGGUCAGUCUGUAGCUUCCUGCUGAAGUCACUGUUUUCACUGUCUUUCUUUACUGUGUAUUCUUAGAGCUGUGGGGGGUUUUUACACUGUGACUACAUUCUCAUUAAUUUAAACACCAGGACUGCCUAAUGAAACAAAUGAUGUUGAGCAUGGCAUUCACUGCUAGACAACAGAGCAGCUCCGUGUCUGGAUGUAAAAAUGUUAGUCAGAGCAGUAUAAUUACUCCUCAAAACUAAAAUGUAUUGUGCCAUUUACUAAACUACAUAUGAAGUAGUAGGGUCACAGUUACUGCAUUGACAGGACACAGUUAACUUCAUACUGUAUUAUAGGCAUCUUUGCACAUUUAGUUACAUUUUGAUGCAUGAUCAUCUUUUAUCAUAACUUAUUGUUACGCUGUAUAUUACCUUUUAUUCUAAUUAAUUUAGUUGCUUCUUAAGGAAACACUGUAAACAAGUACUGUACCAUAGAUGCGCUCCGUCUCUCUCUAUAUCUCUCUUUGUCUCACAGGUUUUUAAUAAUAAAAGGAACUAAAUCUCA
This is a messenger RNA of Scatophagus argus, 4155 nucleotides long. RefSeq names its product kinesin-associated protein 3-like. Gene Ontology annotation, cellular component: kinesin II complex; axoneme; ciliary transition zone. Gene Ontology annotation, molecular function: kinesin binding. The record is from RefSeq and is a predicted model, not a curated record. The transcript is spliced from 20 exons. Gene Ontology annotation, biological process: cilium organization; microtubule-based movement. Bases 144 to 2477 code for a protein of 777 amino acids. NCBI's taxonomy places the organism in Eukaryota, Metazoa, Chordata, Actinopteri, Scatophagidae.